Messenger RNA from Oreochromis niloticus (Nile tilapia), 2690 nucleotides. RefSeq names its product family with sequence similarity 151 member B (gene fam151b). NCBI's taxonomy places the organism in Eukaryota, Metazoa, Chordata, Actinopteri, Cichliformes, Cichlidae. The coding region runs from base 70 to 939 and encodes 289 amino acids. The record is from RefSeq and is a predicted model, not a curated record. The transcript has 6 exons.
UUAUUUUGACAAUGUCGGACCGGAAAUGUGUUGUUAUUUAUCUUCCGUUUUGGAUCGCGGAGUUCGGCAAUGAAAACGAAUCUUUUGCUGAGUUUUCACAGAAUUGCCUUAAUUUUAAUCGGGUGUUUUAUAUUUUAUGUCUUGUGGAAUUUAAAGGGUGCGAUGCGUGACCAAACGCUGGACUAUUUCUUCAGUCGGAGUUUUAUAACGAGGAUGGACGCUGCCGAGGUUAGCUGGUCGCAUGCAGCGAACAGCCGGAGCAGGCUGGCGGAGGCGCUCACAGGUCCUUCUCUUAUGAUUGAAGCUGACAUUGUCAUGAGAGGUCGUGAUCCCAAGGAGCCAAUCAUGGCACAUCCCCCUGAUACAGACAGUGACAUCACUCUGAGGGAAUGGCUGGAGGGAGUGAAAGAGUAUGGCAAGGGGAUAAAGCUGGACUUUAAGAGUAUGGAGGCUGUGUCACCAUCUUUAGUCCUGCUGCAGGAGGUGCUGACUGAGCCAUACCGUCCUGUGUGGAUCAAUGCGGACAUCUUCUCGGGUCCUGGGGGGCAGAUCGGACCUCUGCAGCGUCACACCUUCCUCUCUGUUGUGACUCGUCUUCCCUCACACUCUGUGCUGUCUCUGGGCUGGACUACAGGAUGGACUGCUGGGACAGAUAAUCCAGGCUACAGUUGGGAUAUGGUCCAUAUGAUGGAGAAGAUAUGUAGAGACCUUAAACAUCCCGUCACGUUCCCAGUACGUGCAGCUCUGCUGGCCAAGUCCUUCUCCCAGCUGACAUGGCUGCUGAAGCAGUCAGACAGGUACACUCUAACUGUGUGGACGGGCCACAGUGAUGAGUUCUCACUGCAGGACUUGCUGCCCUACAGAGAAGAGUUUGCCACGAGCAGGAUUUACUUUGACCUGCCAGACUCUCUAAGAGCACAGAUCAUUUCAGCACAAUAAACAAAUAUGAAUCCAGUGAGAAGUCUGGCUCUGACAUUAACUGGUGCACCUGCAAGUAAAAACUAACUUUAUCCUGAAUUUAUCUGAAGCUCACUUCCUGUUAAAACAGAGUUCAUCCUCCCCACCGUCACCGACUGCUUGCUCAUAGGAAUCGUCUAUUCAUGACGAUCCUCUGCGAUACUGUAAGGUGUCUGCCUCACAGUAUUAAUGCCAUGACAUUAAUGUUACUGGUGCUGGUGCAUUUCAAAUGAAAAGAUGCUCUAAGCCCACUUGUAUGUAAUAUUUUCUCACUUUUCUCUAUCGAUUCUUUUUUUUUUUUCAGUUGAGUCCAGUCACGUUGUGUUUUUGUUUGUUUGUUUGUUUAUUUUUUAAAGAGUCUUCGUCUAUUUUCAAGUGGGACAAAUCAGACAGUUUCGAGCAGAAGGGGCCUCUUUCCCACAAAAGUUGGACUUUCCUUCACUUACACGACCUUGUAGCUGUGUCUUUGUGUCUUUCAGAAGCUGAGGUUAAAAUUAUUUUCUUAAAAAUAUAUAUAGUUCAAGUUACACUGGAUAACAAAGUGCAUGUGGUUAAAUCCAGGUCAUAAUGUUCUAUUUGGUACUUUGAUUAGUAAACCAUGAGGAACAUCUGUUGGGCGUCACACAUAAUAUCCAGAAUCAGUGUUCUGUUGAGAAAGGCAGCGUUGAAAGAGCUUCAAGUCCCCCCAGCUUACCUCUCAUCACAUCUUCACAGGGCAAAAGGUCUUAACAUGUAGCUUUUAUGUUAAAAUGAUGCCAAAACAGUCAUUUUACUCAUAGCACUGGGAUAACAUACUGACCACAAUAUAAACUUACACACUUACAUUUCAUAUGGAGUGACUUCAGUGACCUCAGAGGCUGUGAGUGAAACGGUGGGAGGAGCCACUGAUCUAGAAGAAUGUCUGACUUUAAAAGAAAUGAGUAUGUUGUGAUUGACAAACAGAGUUUUUGAGAGGAAAAGUGAAACAGAAUAUUCUUUAUUUGAAACAGGCAUUAUGCUAAUGCAUGUUCAUGUAAGAAUGAGCUCAUGAUAAAUGUAACUGAAGAUAAUUUGCAUGAACUGAAUGAAACACUAAAGUUACUCGAAUGUGACUGAAUGUUCAUAUGCAACAGAAUUCAGUUUGUAAAUAAUAACACAGAAAAGAGGAAAAUUUAAGUGAUUUUAAUGUUUAAACUUUAAAUCAUGUAUGUGGAAAAGUCAGAGAGAGGAUGGACAUGGAGUGAUGUUAACAGCGUGACUGGAUGUCAUCUCAGAAGAUGUGAUGUCCGGUAAGUAAGGGGGCAGAAAGGAUGAGCAGGUAUAAAAGCUUUGUGUAGAGGUCUUCCCUUUGUCGUCUGCAACAUGAGCAGUUCAGAAGAUUUGGCCUAAAGUCUUUACAGUUGGAAAUUCUGGCAGAGGUGCCAGAUGCAUCGAUGGCUGCCCGAACUGUGAACAUGCAAACUGGUUUUGUAUUUUUUGUCCUUUUCUCUGCUCAUUUUUACUGUGUUGGAUUAUAGAAUCAAGAGCAUUUUUUAUUUCCACUCAGCGCAAAAACACAGAGACAAGCGCAUCUCCAUGCCUGGCUGUGGUCGUUCCCUCUCCAACCUUUCUCCUCAAAAGGAUCUGAACAAGGUUGGUAUUAGCUUAGAGUAGGUUCAUUAGAUAAGUAUAAUUCAGGUGAUUAUUAUUAUUAUUUGAUUCUUCUUUUGCUUUGAACCUGUUAAAUUGCUUUAAUAAAAUAUCCUGCAGUUAAA